Messenger RNA from Danio aesculapii, 5080 nucleotides. RefSeq lists its product as uncharacterized. The record is from RefSeq and is a predicted model, not a curated record. Bases 114 to 1529 code for a protein of 471 amino acids. NCBI's taxonomy places the organism in Eukaryota, Metazoa, Chordata, Actinopteri, Cypriniformes, Danionidae. The transcript has 2 exons. Gene Ontology annotation, molecular function: metal ion binding; endonuclease activity; nucleic acid binding.
ACUAAAGGACUAGGCUGUAGCAAGCAUUUCCAAGAAAACGAGACACCCACGACAUCUUUAAUAUCCACCAGGAAACUCAGUUUGCUGUCUGGAUUCAAGAUAUCCUCAGCAACAUGAGUUCAAACAACCAGCAACGAUCUGGUGGACAUGGUAAAACCACUCUUGAGAAGCAUGGAAAUGACCCACCUGAUGUCACUUUAGAAGAAAUAGCUGAGGAUUUGCUUUCUUACAUUGGAGGGUCUCCUCACCUAAAGAAAACAGAGAAACAGAUUGAAAGGAAAUACAGCAUUGAAAAGGAGGAUGGUGAUCACUGGUCAGCAGAUGACAUCAAAAAAGCUUGGGGGAAAACACAAAGGAUGAAAAAAACUGCUUUAAAAAGAAAACAAUGGGCUCUUGCGCUAUUGUUACAGCUAAUAAGUCGAAAGACGAUCAAAACAACGACACAGUGUGAUGAUAACAACACUGGAAAUGUAUCCCAGUUGAUUGUGGGAAACACACGCGACCAAACGAAAGCUGAAGGAGAGGCUGUAAGAGACAAAGCAUCAGCAUCAAAACUUCCAAGCUCCAAUGAAAAAGAACACAAAGCACAGAAAGAAGAAGGCUCAAGAAAACAAACCGUCUACAUACGCAUCCCACUCUCGGACAUGUUAAGCAACGAGUCAACCUCUGGAGGGAAAGAUGAGGGAAAAGGAAAAACAGGAAACGAACCAACAUAUAAAUUAAUUGACAGAUAUCCUAAACUUCCUCACAUACAGAAAAAAAAGUCUUACAUUAUAUUAUACAACCCUGAAACCAGGAAUGCUAUGUGCACAUAUGAGAUAUUAAACAGAGAUACAUUAAAAAAACGCAUAAACUCAUCAGAUGAAAAAAAAGAAAAAGAAAUCGAUGAACCUAAGAUUAAACAAAAACAAAAUACUGACAGCAAGCAAGAGAUUCAAGGAGAUUUGAACAAAAUGACUCGAGGUCAUCUCGCUAAAGCUGCCAAUCACAGGUGGUGUCGGGAAGCCUAUCAGGAUGCCAACAUUAAAAACAACAUGGCACCACAGCAUUUUGCCCUAAACAAUGGCAUCUGGCAAGAGCUUGAAAAUUACUGUCAAAAGAAAAUACAGAAGGACACAGAAAAUAAGACCCGCAAUCUCCAUGUGUACAGCGGACCACUUUAUAUUUAUAAGGAAACAAAAUUAAGGUCCGAAAAACCAAAGAUUUGGCAAGACAAAGAAGUGCCAACUCACUUCUUUAAGGUGAUAAUAGAGGAAUAUGAUGAUGGGAGAGUAAACAUGGAGUGCUAUAAGAUGCCAAACGAAAAUCCAAACCAGAAAACAUUUCAAGACUACAACGUGGAAAUUGAAGAAAUUGAGAAGGACUCUGGGCUGAAGUUCACAGGAAACGGCUGUCCUGAAGGAGAGAUAGACAGUACAAGAACUGUGAAAUUGGAGGGUAAAGAUGCAGAUGGAAAACCGUGUUCUGCUAAGAUAACAGUAAGAAUAAGCACACCACUUGCUGAUCAUAAUCAAUUUGCCUACAUCUGAACAUGUACAGUUCUUUACUGCAUUACCCGUGAUAAUAAAACACAGUGAGUGUUUUUUUUUACUCUUAUUCGACUAUAAUAACGAAUCAAAUAAUGAUUGUGUUUGUGUUUUAUUAAGCAGCUAGUACUUGCACAUUUACAUCAUAUAUAGAUCUUUACUUUAACUUAGUUUUGAGUAGCUAAUUCUAUAAGGAGGUUGAAAUAUCAACACUUUAUAGAAGGAAAGUGAAACUCUGUAAAAAAUCUUGCAUGCAGCAUGGUUUCCGCUACAUUUAUUCGUCCAUGGCGGGGCGCCAUGCCAAAAUUGAUCCCACCAUGGCUACAUUACAGCUUUUAUUCAAAACAUUCCAUUGUUUUUCUUUUUAAUAGCGGGUGAUAAUCGCACCAAAACGUAUUAAAAGGUAAGCGAAUUAUAACAGCGCAAACUUUUCUGUAACCGUAGUAGUGCUGUGUGUUAUUUGUUUAACUCUUUAAUGGCUCGUUUCCACUGACUGGUACGGUAUGGUUCGGUUUGGUAACAGGGGUACCCUUUUGGUGGGCGUGGUGUAUGACAGAAAGUUUCAGUCGACGUCAUUCUAGCUCGAGGAAAUAUCUACAAUAAAGCUGUACAGGUCGCAUACAUAUCACAUGAGAAGCACUUCUCACAACACAGAUGCUAUACACACAUAAAUACUUGUGUAGAAAUGUUUAUCACUAACCUUUCAAUGAACAUGAGUUGAUUAUAACUGCAGAUCAAUGACAGUGUGAAAUAACCUACUGUAACGUCUGUAAUUAUAUAAAAUAACUAAAUAAAUGAACAUAUAUAAACACAUACAGACUCUUACAGUCUCUGAUAUGUUACCAACUACAGAAGAACUACACACAGCAGACAUUUCACCCGUAUUUAGGUUCAAAACAACACAAAAUAUAGCCCACAGUCAGUGAAAACCUCUCAUCUGUGUCUGUAAUCUUCAGCAGCACAUGUAGCCUCUGUUAGACAGUAAUUCCAUCAUUCCCGGUUCAUAUUAGUCCAAAAGGUGAAGAUAAUAAGUUAGUUAUACAUGGCAUUUUGUUCAUGUUUGCUGAAUAAUAAUGUGCUCCUUUUUUCCAGCUUCUCCUUUGUUUCUUCGCGCUUCACUCUCGUGUUUGUCAGUGUCUGACAGGAUCGGGUUUCAAAAGCACGUCAAUAAUCAAGCGCAGGUUAUUAUCAUCAGCUCAAGAAGUUUGUUAUUUCAGAUAUAAUGUUAGAUGCGCGCUAGCAAGAAAGCGAAACCGCUCGCGCCUCAGACUGGCUCGUAAAAAACUACGGGGCACAGGGUAAAUCUGCUCUUCUUCUUGGAUUUGUGGCUGUUCAUCAAGAUGACGACAAGGUUUGUUUGAGCCCAGAUCGACCAUGGCUCGUUAUUAUAUUUAUAAAUAAUUCCGCUAUAAUCUCUCGCUGUGUAUUUCAAACAUGGCAGUUUUUUUGUUUUCAUUCUGGUUUGUUGCGUAAGUGAAUGACGUAUCUCUGUAAACCAAUAGCGUUCAGCUGCGCGUGUGGCUCCGCCUUUUGGUACCCUUUCUCGUGUUUGGUACCCUUUCGAAAGGGUGCCGAAAAAGUGGUACGGUACGGUUCGGUACGCUUUUUGACAGUGGAAACGGCCAUAAAAGCGUACCAAACCAAACCGAACCGUACCACUCAGUGGAAACGGGCCUUAAGGUGACGUGCUGACUGACAGGUGCGUGAUGCGUGAGGCCAGCAAACACGACGUAUAGCCGUUUCACUUUACUUCAGGACGCAUUAAUACCGCUCUGUAGGUUUAUUGGAGACAUUCAUAAAUAUUCCUAUCAAAUCUAAUAAUGCUGGAGACAUACUCGUAACAUAAACGCGCUAAAUCGCACUUCAGCAGCGUUUAUUUGAGAGCGCACAAGAAGAUCUGCGCUUGAGCAGCGUACAUUUGAGGAGGCGUGCAAGAAGUUUUGUGCACGAGCUGAGGAAAUCGGCGGGCAAGCAAAGAGAUUCACAUGCUCGUAGACUAUUACGUAAAUGCUGCGCGAUCUCGACUUGUAAUACUGCGCUCACAACAUGCCAUUGAAAAAAACACCACAGAUAGUUGGUGAAUUGUGUAAAAAAGGCCUGCCGCCACAGCUAGAAAAAUCCUAGAGGAAACACUGAUGCAGUCUACUUGUAACAAUAUUAUACCAGCAAAUUCCCCAUUAGCCUUGAUUAUACCUACAGCUCUCGCUCUACCUCUCGCUGGUGAACUAGUGGUCCAACUCAGCGCAUUUGAAAAUUUGUUGUGAUGUUGUAGACAUUACUUGCCAUUGAAAGCUUAAUAAAACAUCUGAUUUUCUGUGUGUGGAGAAAGUACUUAAGUAUGAGUUUGUACACUGUAAACAAAAAUCUGUUAAUAAACAGCUUCUGUAUUUUGUGUUCUGUUUAUUUGCGGUUGUGAAUUGCAUUAUGGGACGUUGAUCUCCUCUCUGUUCAAUUUUUGAAGUUGAAAAUUCAACUCUACAGUUUAACAAAGUGACUUUUAGUGACAUUUUAUUCAUUUGAAAUAACAUAGAUAUUAAGAGAUAAUAUCUAGAGCAGUGGUUCUCAAAAUUUUUUCAUCAAGUACUGCUUCAGAAAAAAAGGUCUCUCCAAGUACCACCCAUAAUGAGCAGCAUUGAAAUAAAGUAGCAUAGUAGGCUUUUAAAGCAGCUACAGAUCUGCACAGUUCAAAAACGUGGCAGAUUAAUUCCUUUGAUUAAGAAUAUUAUUGUCAGCCACUUUAAACAUUAUAAAUAGUCUGAACAUUAACACUGCUGUGCUUAUAUGUAAAAACAAACAAACCAAAAAAACUAAAAACGUCAACUUUUAAAUUAAAAUGUGCUUUUAAAACUUAAAAAUGAUAGGUUACUGUUCUUAAGAGGUUAAAAAAAACUCCUGGACUUAAGUAUUAACAUAUAGUAGCCUGUUCAUCAACACCUGGAAAUGUUGCCUGGACCUCAUAAAUACAGGCUUUAUGUCAUCAUAUUCAUAUAUAAAUAAUUUUUGAGAAAUUUUGAAAUAUAUGUAGCAUGUACAUAUUGAUUCCUUCGCAUACCACUAGAAGGAAGCUGGCAUACCAAUAGUGGUACAUGUACCAAAGUUUGAGAACCACUGAUCUAGAGAAGUCUGUAAAUUAACAGAAAAUGUACUGGCAGUUAAUUACAAGAAGUUUGUAGCGUAAUAUACAACUCCAACCCAGACAAUAUAUCACAGCAAACUACUACACAUGCUCAUAAAACACACUUUUUACAACUUUUCAAGGUUAAAAGAUGUUGGAAGAAAGAUCAAGAUCCCAUAAUGCAAUUCAAAAGCAUAAAUAAUAAAAGAAAUCUAAUAAAACACGAAUCACACAAUAUGGAAAACUCAAUUUACGGAUACUUCUUACAGUGCACCACAGAUGCAUUCUAGACCGCAUGUUACGUGUAAAUAUAUAAAUGAAUUUCCUGUGUUUCUAUAUUGGAUCAGUCUGAUCUCUGAAAAGUAGAAAACUCUGCUUUAAAUGUGUAUUAAAACUAGCAAAAUACAUGUAUUUUAAAGCAAAAUAAAGAUUAUUUAUC